Hydra vulgaris (swiftwater hydra) is the source of this 1793-nucleotide messenger RNA. RefSeq names its product apocarotenoid-15,15'-oxygenase. Gene Ontology annotation, molecular function: carotenoid dioxygenase activity. NCBI's taxonomy places the organism in Eukaryota, Metazoa, Cnidaria, Hydrozoa, Anthoathecata, Hydridae. Gene Ontology annotation, biological process: carotene catabolic process. The record is from RefSeq and is a predicted model, not a curated record.
UGAAACAAUUUUUUUUUGUAGUUAAGUAUAUUAAUACUAUAACACACACACAAUGUCUCGAGGGUGGGAAAGCCAAGAUGAAAAAUCAUACUGGAUACCAGACUGUGAUAUUGAAGGAAAAAUUCCUCUCGAUAUUCAUGGAAGUUUAAUACGUAAUGGGCCAGGGAUUAAUGAAGUUUAUGGAAAAAAACUUAAGCAUCCUAUUGAUGGAGAUGGAAUGGUUUGCAAACUUACUCUAUAUGAUGAGAAAGUGCAUUUUCAUUCAAAGUUUGUCAGCUCUUUCCAUAGGAAAGCUGAAGCCAAAGAAAACACUUUUAUUUUUCCUGGUCAGAUGGGAACAAGAAUUCAUAGUAUAGCUGCAGAUACAUUAAAUGCAUUCAAAGCUGUUUUUUAUGGUUCAAAACCAAACUUAAAAUUUCGAAAUCCAUCAAAUACAAACUCUUUGUACUGGGGUGGAAAAGAUGGAAAGUAUCUUAAAGAUUAUCAAGAACUGGCUGAACUUACUUCGAUGGUACUAUCACCCACUGACAGAUUCAAACUUCACAAUCUUGGAGCUGUUCAUCAUGCUGGAUUUAUGGGUAAUAGUUUAUUUUACUUAAAACUAUUUCUACUCAUGGAAAGAAUUCCUGAAAUCAAUGAAGAGAGCAGGGAUGAAAUCACAGAAAUGACUCUAUUUUUUACACUGAGUGGUUUCUCAGAGCCGAGUUAAGUUCAGCUGCUCCGACAAGUACACUAUCUGAAUAGAAGUUUGAAAAAAAAUAUAUAAUUUUGAAUAAAUGCAUGAAAUAGGUAUAUUAUUUUUAUAAGUUAAACAUUGAUAAAUUUAAGCUUUAACUAUUAGGACAUGAAAGCAUUAUGGCAGAUGAAAAGAUUCGAGGAAUGGAGUAAAGCUGGCAUUGAAACUGUUUCUAAAUCCAUACAACGACAUACUUGGUACCUUGAUCCAUAUUUAGUUAUUUUAGCAAUUGCAGAUAAGAAAAUGGUGACAUAAUUAAGAGACUUAUUAGUUUGAAACGAGGUCCCAUAAAAGAAUAUUUCUUAAAAAGACAGGUGUUGGAUAAAGACACUCUAAUGAGUCUAAACUUUUCACAGGAUGAGCCUCCCAGUUUAGUUCAACUAAUUACAGAGAAGUCAUGGCUUGUGUUUGACAUGUUUAGUCAUGGAAAAGCUGAGAUUUAAUGGAUGAAGCUUCCUCCAGAGUAUUGGAUUUUAAAUGAUUUUUAUCAAGGUUUUGAAACAGCCGUUAUGAAUCUUGAUGUUGUGAAUAAUUGUUCAGAGAAAACAGUCAAGUUAGUUCAACAACUUGUUAACAAAGCCCAUUCUGAAGAGAAAAGACAAGAUAUAUUUCUUUUUACUCAUGUAUACAAGAGAAAUUGAAAUGGAAGAAAAAAGUUGGAUCAUACCGAAGCUGCACUAAAUAAUCUGAUAGCAAUAUAUGAAGGAUCACACUCUCUAUUUUCUGAAACCAUCUGCGUGCACUUCAAUUGCAGGAUAUAUGAUCGCCUAUGGAAUCAAUUAGAGUUAAUUGGAAAUGAGCAAGUUGUGCUGAUGUAGGAGUCACUACAUACUCUAUAUGUAGAUACAUUCAUAUGUAAAGAAAAAGAGAUAAAAGUAUAUGGUUGGCUAUAAUAUGGAAAGUUUAAAAAGUUAAAAUCCACAAAGCAUAAAGUAUAAAUAUGGAAUCUGGAAGCACUGAAAAAGCAUUGUAUUGAAUCUGGAUACUAUGUAGAGAGAAAAAUAGUAAAUAACACAAGAUACGAUCAUAAUGUUAAUAGACUACUGGUGUUGAUUCA